Messenger RNA from Vicia villosa (hairy vetch), 844 nucleotides. RefSeq lists its product as uncharacterized. The coding region runs from base 200 to 586 and encodes 128 amino acids. Gene Ontology annotation, molecular function: structural constituent of ribosome. The transcript has 2 exons. The record is from RefSeq and is a predicted model, not a curated record. NCBI's taxonomy places the organism in Eukaryota, Viridiplantae, Streptophyta, Magnoliopsida, Fabales, Fabaceae. Gene Ontology annotation, cellular component: mitochondrial large ribosomal subunit.
AUAAACCCAUUUUAUAAUUGGGCUUAAAUUGAUUCAGCCCACUUCUAACCGUUUGUGUAUCGUGAGGAAUCUCUUGCUUCUCUUCUCUCAGCAAAACUUCAAGUUCUUCUCUUUCGUUUUUCGGAUUUUCUCUGUAACUCAAACACCACUUAGUUCAUGUUCCUCCAAGUGAUAUUAAAUAAUCUCGCAGAAGAAAAUCAUGUUAACGAACCAUGCGAGGUCUGUUAAACGAAUUCUAAGCACCAGAAAAGCAGUUGGGGUUGCAUGCCGGCGAACUUUUGCAACUGGUAAAGCAAAGAAAGGAUCUAAACCUUCUGAUGCACCCAAAGCAUCAACUCUUAGCAAAGAUGUCAAGGCAAGUACAGUCGUAGGUGCCAACAUUCUCAAGGAUGGAACUGAUCCAAAAAUCCUGCCUGCUGCAGACUACCCUGACUGGUUGUGUCAGCUGCUUGAUAAACGCCCCGCGUUAAGUGAAUUACGUAGGAAGAAUAUCGAAACACUCCUUUAUGGGGAUCUAAAACGCUAUGUUAAGCUGGAUAAGCGAGCCACGAUCAAGGAUAAUAACUCUCUGAAGGCAAAGAACUGAUUCAGUAGUAACAAAUAAAUAUAACUUUUUCUCUCCUUAUCUUCCUUUCCACCCAGAAAGGUCAAGUCAAAGAGGCCUUAGAAUGAGAAAGCACUUCUCAUCAAGAAGGGAGGAAAAUAAACUAUGUAAUUCUUGGUAUUGUGAAUGUUCAUAGACACAUAUGCUGUAUUGUUUCUAUUAUAUGUAAACCUUUUUUUGUUACUUUGAUGAUUUUCAUUUUGUUAAUGGUAGUUAAAACCUGCUACGUUACGAGGCUUA